This is a messenger RNA of Nothobranchius furzeri (turquoise killifish), 3198 nucleotides long. Lineage: Eukaryota; Metazoa; Chordata; Actinopteri; Cyprinodontiformes; Nothobranchiidae. The record is from RefSeq and is a predicted model, not a curated record.
CAUUACUUAAUGAUGAGGGAAGGAGACACAGGCAGGUUUUUAAAUGACACAGGGAAGGGAGGAGGGAGUGCGGGAGAUUAAGUGAGCUCUACUCCGUUUGCAAUACAUUGCCAAGCACCACAGGAUGUUUGUCAAGCAGCACUCUUUUUUGGGAUGAAGAGGAAGUCGGUAGAGAGGGGACCGCCAACUUGUUUUCAGGGAAAAGGCGAAAUAAGUGUAUUAUCCCUGGAGUGGUGCGGUUGGAGGAUCCGAGAAGGACAUAAGGAUUAGUCAUCAGCUCACUGAAGGGAUGCAGCUUCUAAAGAAAGAAAACAGAAAAGGAAGCCUGGAAAGUUGGAGAUUUGCGUAAUUAAGCUUUUUAUUUUGGAUUUUCUUUUUCCUUUAUUCCUUGUUGGGGGGAGGAAAAUGGGAUUAACUAAGCGAGUUAAACUGGUGUCUUCCCCGGAGGUGGUGUGAACCUGAUCUCUGAGAAGAAUCGUCUCCUAAAGGAUGAACCCAACAGACCUGAUGUCCAGAACCAGGUGGUGUUCAGGCCUUUUCCUCCUGAUGCUCUGCCUCCUCCGUGGUUCCCAUCAGACCUGUCCACCUAUGUGUCUCUGCAUAUCGGACACAGUCAGCUGUAGCGCUAGCGGUCUAGCUAGACCACCUCGAUCUCUGCCUUUCUUCUCUGUCACCCUUGACCUCAGCUACAACCAUUUAUCCUGGCUGGGUUCAGACGGCUUCAGCAUGAUGCCAAGACUGGAAAACCUCUGGAUGGCCCGCAACCAGAUCCGAACCCUGAGACAUGGUGCGUUUGGCAACAUCUCUGGGCUCAGGCUGCUUGACCUCUCCUCCAACCAGCUUCAUGUGGUGGAGCAGCAUUACUUCCAGGGGCUGUGGAGGCUGGAGGAGCUCCGUCUCUUCAAUAAUAAGAUCACACAACUAGAGGCCAGCAUGCUGAGUGGUCUGAGUAGCUUGAAAAAGGUCUACUUCAGCCUGAACCAGAUCACACACUUCCCAUUUUUCUCUAUCAAAGACCACAGCCACCCGUUCCUGGCUAUGCUCGACCUCUCCUCCAACCGAAUGACCCGUCCUCCAUGGGAGGACGUGAAGGCGUUGCCCCGGCUCGUGCAGCGGGGGUUGUAUCUCCACAACAACUCCCUUGUGUGUGACUGCUCCAUGUACAGCAUGUUUUGGCACUGGAGUCUGAGGGAUUACAACUCGGUGAAGGACUUCAUCGAUGAGCACACCUGCAACAUUAAUGGGGACCCACGAGCAUCCAUCCGUUUCCUCCGUUACAACCGCUUUUUCCACAACUGCAGUGUGGAGAAAGCGAUCAUGCAGCCCGUGACAGUCCUCCUCUCUGAUGUGGAGGUUUCGGAGGGGGGCAGAGUGCAUUUGGACUGCCAAACAUCUCUGAGUGGCGCAGAUCUCUCAUUUACGUGGCUCUCCCCGAACAGGGGCUUCAUCACUCCAAACGGCUUUAAUGACUCUCUAAUUAGCAUGUUUUUUAAUGGCACCUUAGAGGUCCACGCCGCCACAGUCAAUGACUCAGGUCUGUAUCUGUGCACAGCUGUGGACGCUAGACAGGCUCUGAAUGCCACUCGGGAGGUGAAUGUGACCGUGCUGUCGCCUUUGGCAGAGCCAUUCAACACCGGUUACACAACACUGCUAGCCUCCACAGUGACUUUGCUUCUCAUCCUUUUGUACCUCCUCCUGACUCCGUGUCAUUGCAGAUCGUGUAAAAGGCCCACAGCAGCCUACAUUCACAGCACCGUGUCAUCUGUUUUCCCAUCCUCCAUAAAGGACCAGCCUAAAAUUGAGACUUUAAAGCAGGUAGCAUUCAUAGAGUCAGUGAUAAGCGAUGAAAGAACAGGGUGGAUGCCUCAAGGUUGAUGCUGAGCAAAGUUUUCUUUUCUGUUUGGUUCUUUUUCUUUAAAUAGAAAGAAGGCCAUUUUGAAACAAACAAAACCUCUUACCAAGAACGGAGCUGUGAGAUGUUAUCGGGUGGUGAUGCUGUAAGGAAGAAACAAAAAGGGGAAUCGCAUGUUUCUUUCUAAACUGUCUGCUGUGUAUCCCGAACAAAAAGAGCAAUCUGCUGUACCAAUUCUUCUUUUCUGUCUCGCGUCCAGGUAGUCGAUAUAAAACUUUCACCCCUGGUUUAUUAUCCCUGCUGUGGAGCUAUUAUCAGUCCAAGAAAUCAGCUAAUAACUUCUUUUUUGUACCCUGGCAUGACUCUAAGAGGUAUAUUUCUUUUGGGACUAGAAUGAACGUGGUUCACUUUUCACAUAAAGAGUUUAGUGUGGAUUAAAGCUCCUGAGGUGAGAGCGACUCGUGGACUGCAGAGAGAACAGAGUCAAAUUCACAGCUGCUCCAGAAAUGAUUGGACGGAGAUGCACCAGCUGGAGUUUAAACUGAUUUAUUUGUCAUGUUGUAGUUUGUGUAAAAGUUAUAAAUAAUUAUCUCACCUUCUGUAGAUAACCUUCUGAACAGCCUGUGUUUGGAGAAAUAAUGUUCAUGUCCUACUGGACUUAAACAGCUCCUAUCUCCUAAACGUCAUGGCUGUCUGCUACAUUAUUCUUCAAGCCUUUGCCUUAGUUCAGUUUCACUUUACGUGCUCAUUUACAGGCAGCAGCAGUGAAAAAUAGAACAGCCAGCUCAGCAGGUGUUUUCUGAUUACUCUUCUAAAAUAAGAGCGUAAUAUUAAAACAAUGGUGAAGCACAAAUGUAUACGAUCGCAUGGCGACUGAAUUAUUUAUUCACUUGCUCACUAAUACAUUGAAGAUGUAAUGUUUCAAUUAAUUAUGUCAUUUUUUUCUUUAUAUUAGACAUAAAAGGGUCUAGAAUGUUUGUCUUAAAGUGACACCGAGCAGUCUCCUGUUCCCCGCCCUACUGGUUGAAAGUGGAAUUACAACUGCCGUAAACAACUCUGCUGUAGCUAUCGCUAACAACAUGCUAACAUGAGCCAUCUAAAACAGGGCUGCCAACUCUCACGCACUGAGCGUUAGACACACGCAUCUGACCCUCGUCGCAUGCCUCUCAAGAUAAAAAUCACGAGGCGCUUCACAAAUAUAUAAUUUAAUAUAAUAUUACAUUUAUUUGAUAUUUGAUAUUUAAUAUAAUUUAAACAUAUAGCAAGCAUCUGCUGUUGCAUGUAUGUCUAUUUUUAUCCUUUAAACUUUCCUCCAUUUCUUAAUAAAGGAUUCUGUUUCAGAUUAA